Molecule: messenger RNA, 902 nt
Organism: Moneuplotes crassus
Lineage: Eukaryota; Ciliophora; Spirotrichea; Euplotida; Euplotidae
Source: the annotation of a GenBank genome assembly
AAUGAAUUAUACUAGUAAAUUAUUAAUAUAUCAGAACUGAAAUGGAAGACCAGCCCUACAUUCCAAGUCCUAAGAAUGUGCAUGAUCAAGACAUUCAGGAGGUAGAACACUUCGAGAAUAAUGAUAGAUGGGGGCAGAAUAUAUCAGAUCAGAGCACUUCUCUUGCUAAGGGAGAUCAAGGAGAUGCAGAUAAUUUUGUGUAUGAAUUUUGAACAAGCUAUGAGCAAAACCUUCCUUUGUAUUUUGACGAAAACCAAGUCAGCAAGGAUGAAAACGCAAAGACAUGUUCGUUAUGAUCUUCUAAAUUUCAAGCAUUCUUUACUACGAGGUAUAAUUGCAGAAGGUGUGGAGCUGCAGUGUGAAAGAGCUGAUCUCAAGGACGGCUCAAGCUCUCUCAAAAAUCAAAUAAGGCAGCCGUUCAUUGAUUCAAGUGUGAAGUACUUGUUAUCAAUUUUGAAAUGAUUGAAGGUUAUAACAAGUUCCAUCAUGAAAAGCUUUGUGACAGGAAUAGAAUUAAAUAAGUUAGUUGAUCAGAAAAGUGCUGAGAUCGAACGAAAGAAACAGCAAAUAGACCAAGCAAGAAAAAGAGAUAAUCAAGAACAGUUUGACUUUAAUUGGAAUUAUGAAAAAUAAAGAAGAAGUCAUCUACAAAAGGCAAGAAAUUCUAUCAGAACUUAAGGCAAAAUAUCUGAUGCAGGAUCAACAAUUGGCAACUCUUUCGGAUACUAAUAAGUCUCUCAAAUAUCAGAAGGAAUUAGCAAAAGAAAGAUUGGAAACAUUGAAAGAGAAACAAAGAACCCUGAGGCUAAUAAAAUCUCAGAAAGAUGCUCAACUGAAAGACCUUCAGCUAGAGAAAUUGGUUGAAUAAGAGCAGAUAUUUAUUUUCAAUAAGAUGUCACCAC